Messenger RNA from Carassius carassius (crucian carp), 951 nucleotides. RefSeq lists its product as uncharacterized. The transcript has 4 exons. The record is from RefSeq and is a predicted model, not a curated record. NCBI's taxonomy places the organism in Eukaryota, Metazoa, Chordata, Actinopteri, Cypriniformes, Cyprinidae. Bases 1 to 951 code for a protein of 316 amino acids.
AUGGUUGAAUGGGCAACAGAUGUGUCAUGGACCAUUGCUUUAGCAAUAUUAGCUAGCCCUGCAGCACUGGAUCAGCUCUCUGUGACCUGUGAAAAGAGUAUUUGUGCUGCGAAGGGGUCAGAAGUGACACUGAGCUGCUCUUACUUCAACAUCGAAAUCAAAACUGGGUUCUGGUUCAGCGUGAAACAAAGUACAAACUGGAGAAAAAAUUACGAACCUGAAGAUUUGACUUUAGACUCAGACUACUCAGGACGGGGGAAACAGACAGUCACAAACUACCAUUCAACACUCACAAUAUCAGACGUGAGAGAGAGAGACUCUGGAGAAUAUCAGCUCAUGUUCAUCAUGAAGGAUGGAGUUAAACAUCUCAGCUCAGCAGCCGUCAAUCUAACAGUCACAGUCCUGCAGGUGAAGAUGAAUCCUGUAUAUACAGACACGAUAGAUGAGAGAGUAAAACUGACUUGUGCCUCUUCCUGCACCUCUGGAGUUUCUUACCACUGGCUGAAGAACGGUCAGGAUUUAGAUACAGAGUCCCGCGAUAUAAUUGUGUCAAUCAGCCCAAAUGCUGUCAAAUUUUCCUGUUUUUUUCAUCCAGACCGAACAAAUGCCUCCUCUUAUCUGUGUGUUUCUCCAAACGGCUGCUGGGAUGUGACUUACUCCUCUAGAAGAGUCUGUGCUUUGGUUGGCUCAACUGUAGACAUUUCCUGCUCAUACUUACAUCCCUCUAGUGAUACUGUAAAUAAAACAUUCUGGCAUUACGGUCGGCCUGACGUAAAGGAUCUGCUUGAGGAGCAUCAGUUUGCUGGUCGUGUGGAGUAUGUGGGGAACAAACUGAGAAUCAAAGAGCUCAAGAGCAGCGACUCUGGAGAAUAUCGAUUCAAGUUCAUCACUGACUCAGACCAAUACUCAGGAUCACCUGGAGUCACUCUUACUGUUACAGGUAACCGAUAA